Molecule: messenger RNA, 2598 nt
Organism: Neoarthrinium moseri
Lineage: Eukaryota; Fungi; Ascomycota; Sordariomycetes; Amphisphaeriales; Apiosporaceae
Exons: 2
Coding region: 1-2598 (865 amino acids)
Biological process (GO): actin cytoskeleton organization
Cellular component (GO): cytoplasm
Source: RefSeq, a predicted model, not a curated record
AUGCCACUCCGCGGCAAGUCCAAGGAGAGGACGGCGACCCGGAAGGUCACGCCGCCGGAGCCUGCAUACAUGGACAGCAAACAGUUCGCUUCGUAUCUGGCCAGCCUGCGCGACAACCGCGUCAGUCGACCUGGUGGUGCUCGACCGAACCCGUCCACCGCAUCACCUCGUCCGUCCAUCGGCACGCCCUCGAUCCGGCCAGAGUCCUCCGCUUCUGGCCACGUGCGUACCCAUUCAGAUGUCCAGAAACCACACAGCAUACGGCCGAGUCUUGCCGGGAGCAUUGCUUCACGCUAUUCGACCCUCUCUGGCCGUGACUAUUACCCAGACAAGCAAAGCCCGGUGAAGGCGCUCAAGCCAGAUGAGGUCGUGGGCUCUGCCACAUACAUUGAGCGGGGGACCCGCUGGAUGGAGAAGGAAGAGGCCGUCUCGCUCCGCACAGCCAUGGAGGACAUGGACCUUAAGGACAAGCACGAGACGGGCAAGAGCACACCGAGCGACGAAGAUGACGAUUCUCGUCUGUACAAUGCCGCCCUCGACGAGGCCGCCGAGCUCGUCUGGCAGCACCAGAACGGUGUCAAACCUCCCGAGCCCGGGACGCCCUACCGCUACAAGCCGCAUAUGAGAAAGGAUAGCUACGCCCAUGCUCGCACCGCUAGCAUAGGAAGAUACGGUGGCGAUAUCAUGGCCACGGGAUUGGCGAGAGAUACUACACGCUCCGUCUCGGGCAGUUCGUCAGGGAGCGAGGGAAGACGGUCGAUGGAGAGCCCGCGCGUCAGUAUGGACGGCCAGCGACAGACUUCAACAGAUUCGACAAGAUCAAAACCCUAUGGCAGCCUGGACCAGCGGAUUUCUGGAGUGGAACGUCGCCGGAGCAGCAUGAAACGCAACAUCAGCGGCGAAGUCCAGAGACCCUUUUCCGGAGACCAGAUCUGGGAGGAGCCAGAGGGCGAAGCAUCCAAGCCGAAGCCCGUGGACGAGCCAGUUAUUGAGUUCUCGCAGCCCCUCAAGCUGAAGCUGCGCAACCCUUUGAACAAGGUUCAAUUUGCCCCUGAAGCCCUCCCAGAGGAAGACAAGCCUGCUUCAGCCCCUGCACCUGCACCUGCAACUGCAACUGCACCUGCAAAGCCCCUGCAAAGAGUUGAAAUUUACAAGAACCCGCCCUCGCAGUCCAAGAACCCCAGCUAUACUACAAACUCGUCAAAGCCUGCGGGCCCGCGAGCUGCCAACGACAGUGUUCCCAAGAAGAAUGGCAUUGAGAUCCGUGGUGACGAUAUCCGUCAGGCCACAAGCUUCAAGCUCGGGGACCGCAGCAAGAAACUACCCACGCCGUCGGCCGUCAGUGACCGCCCCGGGCGCCCAAUCGUAAGCUUCGAUAAUGACUGGAAGCCCCCGGAGGAGGCGGCUGCUGAUAAAAUACCAGAGCCCAGAAAGGAGUCCAGCCGCUUCCCUGUCGGGGUCCGACAGAGCCACCAAGACCAGGAAAGACCGGAGAGCAAGUCCCAGCCCAAGUCGGGCUCACAAGCACCAACGCUCCCGCCCAUCCCUUCUAUCUCAUUUACGCCGGAUUUUCAGACUCCGGCAGCGACCACGCCACGCCCAUCAACCUCUAGCACACCGUCCAUCCCAAGUAUUUCGGUAGAAGCACCGGGGGGCAGCACUACUAGCCCCAGCAUCCCAGCUGUGGUUUUGACUCCCGACGACAGCCCUACUCUGCCCACUGCUGUGCCCACGAUUGUAUUGCCAGGUGAUGACGAGGGCCCAAGCAUUCCGGUGAUCGUAACCCCUGACGAUGGAGGCAAGAAGGGCGCGACCAGUCAAACUCCGGCACGGCCUCUGCCAGUACCGUCGAAGGCUAGUUCGCAUGCCCGUAACAGCCGAGGUGGUUCCCGGAGCCACUGGUCUCCCGCCCCUGGCGCCAUCUCCGCUCGAGCUACCGCCGUCUGCCACGAGUGCUCUUUCCCGAUCGAGGGGCGCUUCGUCUCGCUCCGCGGAGGGCCAGAGCGCUUCCAUCCCCAGUGCUUCACAUGCUACACAUGCGGGACGUCGCUGGAGGCGCUCGAGAUCUCGCCCGAGCCCGACUCGUUCCGCAAGGAGCGCCUGAGCCGCAUCGCGCGGCGCGAGGCCGGCGAGCCGCUGCCCGAGGAGCCCGGCAAGACGAUGGCCGAGGACGGCGACGCGCGGCUGCGCUUCUACUGCCACCUGGACUGGCACGAGCUGUUCGCGCCGCGGUGCAAGACGUGCACGACGCCCAUCAUCGGCGAGCACGUGGUGGCGCUGGGCCACCACUUCCACUACGGGCACUUCUUCUGCGCCGAGUGCGGCGACCCCUUCGAGCGCGGCAUGACGCACAUCGAGAAGGACGGCUACGCCUGGUGCGUCGCCUGCCAGACCCGCCGCACCGAGCGCCGCGCCCCCAAGUGCAAGCGCUGCCGCAAGCCCGUCAUCGGCCAGUACGUCCAGGCCCUCGGCGGCGAGUGGCACGACGAGUGCUUCCGCUGCGGCGCCUGCGGCGGCGGCUUCGACGACGGCCAGAUCUUCCCCGUCGGCGACGGCAUCCGCUGCACCGCGUGCCGCAUGCGCGAGCUCAAGGCGUGA